GACGGCCCACUAAUUUGGCUAAGGUAAGAAAAGUGAUGCAGGGACCGAAUAAACCCCCCUCUGUUUUUCUUGAGAGGCUCUUGGAAGCCUUCAGGCGGCACACCCCUUUUGAUCCCACCUCAGAGGCCCAAAAAGCCUCAGUGGCUUUGGCCUUUAUAGGACAGUCAGCCUUGGAUAUUAAAAAGAAGCUUCAGAGACUGGAAGGGUUACAGGAGGCUGAGUUACGUGAUCUAGUGAAGGAGGCAGAGAAAGUGUAUUACAAAAGGGAGACAGAAGAAGAAAGGGAACAAAGAAAAGAGAGAGAAAGAGAAAAAAGGGAGGAAAGACGUAAUAAACGGCAAGAGAAGAAUUUGACUAAGAUCUUGGCUGCAGUGGUUGAAGGAAAAAGCAAUAGGGAAAGAGAGAGAGAUUUUAGGAAAAUUAGGUCAGGCCUUAGACAGUCAGGGAACCUGGACUAUAGGACCCCACUCGACAAGGACCAAUGUACAUAUUGUAAAGAAAAAGGACACUGGGCAAGGGACUGCCCCAAGAAGGGAAACAAAGGACUGAAGGUCUUAGCUCUGGAAGAAAAUAAAGACUAGGGAAGACGGGGUUCGGACCCCCUCCCCGAGCCCAGGGUAACUUUAAAGGUAGAGGGGCAACCAGUUGAGUUUCUGGUUGAUACCGGAGCGAAACAUUCAGUGCUACUACAGCCAUUAGGAAAACUAAAAGAUAAAAAAUCCUGGGUGAUGGGUGCCACAGGGCAACAACAGUAUCCAUGGACUACCCGAAGAACAGUUGACUUGGGAGUGGGACGGGUAACCCACUCGUUUCUGGUCAUACCUGAGUGCCCAGCACCCCUCUUAGGUAGAGACUUAUUGACCAAAAUGGGAGCGCAAAUUUCUUUUGAACAAGGAAAACCAGAAAUGUCUGCAAAUACCAGUGGAUGGCCCAUAUGCCUGAAGGCUAUCGCAGCUGUGGCCAUGCUGGUCAAGGACGCUGACAAAUUGACUUUGGGACAGAAUAUAACGGUAAUAGCCCCCCAUGCAUUGGAGAACAUCGUUCGGCAACCCCCAGACCGAUGAAUGACCAACGCCCACAUGACCCACUAUCAAAGCCUGCUUCUCACAGAGAGGGUCACGUUCGCUCCACCAGCCGCUCUCAACCCUGCCACUCUUCUGCCUGAAGAGACUGAUGAACCAGUGACUCAUGAUUGCCAUCAAUUAUUGAUUGAGGAGACUGGGGUCCGCAAGGACCUUACAGACAUACCGCUCACUGGGAAGUGGACCUCACUGAGGUAAAGCCGGCUAAAUACGAAAACAAAUACCUAUUGGUUUUUGUAGACACCUUUUCAAGAUGAGUAGAGGCUUAUCCUACUAAGAAAGAGACUUCAACCGUGGUGGCUAAGAAAAUACUGAAAAAAAUUUUUCCAAGAUUUGGAAUACCUAAGGUAAUAGGGUCAGACAAUGGUCCAGCUUUUGUUGCCCAAAUAAAUCAGGGACUGGCCAAGAUAUUGGGGAUUGAUUGGAAACUGCAUUGUGCAUACAGACCCCAAAGCUCAGGACAGGUAGAGAAGAUGAAUAGAACCAUUAAAGAGACCCUUACUAAAUUGACCGCGGAGACUGGCAUUAAUGAUUAAAUAGCUCUCCUGCCCUUUGUGCUGUUUAGGGUUAAAAACACCCCUGGACAAUAUGGGUUGACCCCCUAUAAAUUGUUCUACGGGGGACCCCCCCCCAUUGAUAAAAGUUGCUUCUGUACAUAGUGCUGAUACGCUGCUUUCCCAGCCUUUGUUCUCCAGGCUCAAGGCACUUGAGUGGGUGAGACAACGAGCGUAGAGGCAACUCCGGGAGGCCUACUCAGGAGGAGAAGACUUGCAGAUCCCACAUCGUUUCCAAGUGGGAGAUUCAGUCUACGUUAGACUAAGUGCAGUCCAGAUCAUGGUACUUAGACAACAGUACCAAAGCCCGUCUAGCAGGGAAGCUGGCCGCUAGCUCUACCAGUUCUAAGAUUAGAACUAUUAACAAGAGAAGAAGUGGGGAAUGAAAGGAUAAAAAUACAACCUAAGCUAAUGAGAAGCUUAAAAUUGUUCUGAAUUCCAGAGUUUGUUCCUUAUAGGUAAAAGGUUAGGUUUUUUGCUGUUUUAAAAUAUGCGGAAGUAAAAUAGGCCCUGAGUACGUGUCUCUAGGCAUGAAACUUCUUGAAACUAUUUGAGAUAACAAGAAAAGGGAGUUUCUAACUGCUUGUUUAGCUUCUGUAAAACUGCUUGCAAAAGAUAAAAGGAGAGGAGGUUAAUCUCUAAAGCAACCUCAAAUUGGUUGCACCAUAAAAAUGUUGAAACGUUGAUACACAUAUCUUGGUGACAACAUGUCUCCCCGAAACAUGCGCAAAUGUGUAACUCCAAA
This is a messenger RNA of Sus scrofa (pig), 2381 nucleotides long. Lineage: Eukaryota; Metazoa; Chordata; Mammalia; Artiodactyla; Suidae. The record is from RefSeq and is a predicted model, not a curated record.